AUGCUGGGUUUAGAGCAAGAAAACGCAGAUCUCCAGGAGUCCUGUAAGCUGUUUGAAGUCAGCAGCCCUGAUACUAAACAGCUCAGGCUCUGUCAGAGAGACAUUGCUGUUUUGAAACAGCUCUGGGAUCUGCUGCUCUGCGCUCAGGUGUGCAGUAUAGCAGAAUGGACUAGGACAGCAUGGAGAGAGAUCCGUGUAGAACAUAUGGAGACAGAGCUGAGGAGGUUUACCAAUGAAUUGCGUGUCCUUGAUAAAGUGGCCCGUGUUUGGGACGUGUUUGUGAGUCUGGACUGUGUGCUCAGGGAUCUGUUGGCUUCUCUGAGGGCUGUGACAGAGCUGCUGAACCCGGCCAUGAGAGAAAGACACUGGGCUCAGCUGGUCAGGACCACCGGGGUUAAUUUCACUCUAACUGAAGAAACGGCUCUUGAGGAUUUACUAGCUUUGCAGCUGCACAGAUAUGAAGAUGUGGUGCACAGUACGGUCGGGAGAGCAGUCAAAGAGAUGUCCACUGAGAAGGUUUUGACUGAAAUCAGCCAGAUGUGGACAAGGAUGGAGUUUUCUUAUGAAGCGCAUUACCGUACGGCUACACCAAUGCUGAAAUGCAGUGAUGAACUUAUUGAGAGUCUGGAGGACAGUCAGGUGCAGCUGCAGGUGUUGCUGCACAGUAAGCAGGCGGCGUUCUUCCACGGGCAGGUGUUGGAGUUACAGGCCCAGCUGACUCGGGCCGACUCAGUGCUGUUGCUGUGGCUGGAGGUGCAGAGGACCUGGGCUCACCUGGAGAGCAUCUUCAUGGACUCCGAAGACAUUCUCCACCAACUGCCGGACGAGGCACGACAGUUCAUCUCCAUUGAUUCUGACUUUAAGGACAUCAUGUUCAGAAGUGGCCAAACAAAAAAUGUAAUUUCGGCCACCAACAAGCCCAAUCUUCUACCAAUGCUUGAAGAUCUGCAGAAGAGACUGGCUGUAUGUGAGAAGGCACUAGCCAAGUACCUGGAGACCAAGAGAAUGGCUUUCCCACGAUUCUAUUUCCUGUCUUCAGCAGACUUGCUGGACAUCCUUUCUAAAGGCAGACAGCCCAGACAGGUUACCUGUCACCUGGGUAAGCUGUUUGACAGUAUGACUGAUCUAGAGUUUUCUGACAAGGAGGGGGAAAAGGCCACAGCGGCGGUGGGAAUGUUCAGCAGAGACGGAGAAUACGUGUCAUUCUGUUCACCGUGUGACUGCUCUGGACCGGUUGAGCUCUGGUUGAAGUGUCUGGAGGAUGUGAUGAGGGAGGGAAUGAGGAGGCACAUAGCUGAGGCUGUGGUCGUGUACGAGGAACGUUCACGGGAACACUGGGUCUUGGAGCUGCCGGCUCAAGUGGUUCUCACCGCCUCUCAGAUCUGGUGGUCCGCUGACAUGACUCUUGCAUUUGAGCGGCUGGCCGAGGGUUUUGAGACGGCGCUCAGAGACUACAACAAGAAACAGACUGCCACAAGCACGUCCAUAUCGUCCCUGCAGCGUCAGGAUCUGUCAUCAAGCGCAGAGAAGAUUGCCCAGCUAAACUCCUUGAUAAACAUGUUAUUGGGGGAACUGAACCCGGGUGACAGGCAGAAGAUCAUGACCCUGUGCACCAUAGACGUUCACUCCAGAGAUGUGGUCUCCAAACUCAUCGCUCAGAAGGUGAGCAGUGCUCAGGCAUUUGCCUGGGUUUCUCAGCUCCGCCACAGCUGGGAUGAGGAGCAGAACCACUGCUUCAUCAACAUAUGCGAUGCUCAAUUUCGAUAUUCCUAUGAAUAUCUGGGCAACCUGCCUCGUCUGGUCAUUACACCUCUUACAGACAGAUGCUAUAUAACACUGACUCAGUCACUGCACUUGACUAUGAGCGGAGCUCCAGCGGGACCGGCCGGCACAGGAAAGACCGAAACCACUAAAGACCUGGGCAGAGCUCUGGGGGUCAUGGUGUAUGUCUUCAACUGCUCGGAGCAGAUGGACUAUAAGUCCAUAGGGAACAUCUUUAAAGGUCUGGCACAAACUGGAGCGUGGGGCUGCUUUGAUGAGUUUAACCGAAUCGCUGUGGAGGUUCUGUCAGUCGUGGCAGUACAGGUGAAGACCAUACAGGACGCCAUUCGCAACAAGAGGAAGAGGUUUCUGUUCCUAGAGGAAGAGAUUAGUUUGAAGCCCUCUGUUGGGAUCUUCAUCACAAUGAACCCUGGAUAUGCUGGACGAACUGAGCUACCAGAGAACCUCAAAGCUCUUUUCAGGCCGUGUGCAAUGGUGGUUCCUGACAUGGAGCUGAUUUGUGAGAUCAUGUUGAUGUCUGAGGGAUUUUUGAGCGCUCGGGUUCUGGGCAACAAGUUCAUCACCCUCUACAGGCUCUGCAAGGAGCUGCUCUCUAAACAGGAUCAUUACGACUGGGGUCUGCGAGCUGUCAAACCUGUCCUGGUGGUUGCUGGAGCUCUUAAAAGAGCAGAUCGGACUAAGCCAGAAGAUCGAGUGUUGAUGCAGGCUUUGAGAGAUUUCAAUAUGCCAAAGAUCGUUUCGGAAGACGUUCCCGUGUUCCUGGGUCUGAUUAGAGAUUUGUUCCCUGGAUUGGAGGUGGAGAGGCGGACUGAUGCAGAGUUUGAGCAGAUAGUCCGUCAGACGAGUCUAGAGUUAAAGCUUCAACCCGAGGACACGUUCGUUCUGAAAGUUGUUCAGCUUGAUGAGCUCCUAUCUGUUCAUCACUCGGUGUUUGUGGUUGGUGAUGCUGGGACUGGAAAGAGCCAGAUCCUGAAAACUCUUCACAAAACCUACUUUAACAUCGGGAAGAAGCCUUUCUGGAAUGAUCUGAACCCAAAAGCCAUAAGCAAUGAUGAGCUGUUUGGAUUCUUUCAUCCAGCCACUCGGGAAUGGAAAGAUGGUUUAUUGUCACAUUUCAUGCGGGAUCAAGCCAGUAACUCUCACUCGGGGCCAAAGUGGAUUGUUCUGGAUGGAGACAUUGACCCCAUGUGGAUUGAGUCUCUCAACACUGUCAUGGAUGACAACAAGGUUCUUACUCUGGCUAAUAAUGAACGUAUCCCACUCACCCCCUCGAUGAGACUACUGUUUGAGAUCAGCCACUUGAAACAUGCCACGCCUGCCACCGUGUCUCGAGCUGGCAUCCUGUACCUCAAUCCACAGGAGCUUAGCUGGAACCUGUAUGUUACGAGUUGGAUUGAUCGGCGGGAGAGACAAACCGAGAGAGCACACCUGACCAUUUUGUUUGACAAAUAUGUCCCUCGCUGUAUUGAAAAAAUGAGAAGCUCCUUUAAGACGAUCGUCCCUGUCACUGAGAACAGCAUGAUUCAGACUCUGUGCUCCUUGUUGGAUUGUCUGUUAACUCCAGAGAGCAUACCAGCAGACACUCCACGGGAAGUCUACGAAACAUACUUUGUGUUCGCAUGUGUGUGGGCUUUUGGUGGAGCCACAUUCCAGGAUCAGAUCCACGAUCACCGGGCUGAGUUCAGUCAGUGGUGGAUCAAAGAGAUGAAGAGUGUGAAGUUUCCUGCACAGGGUUCAGUGUUUGACUACUAUUUAGAUCCUCAUUCCAGACGCUUCCUGCCGUGGACCGACAGGAUUCCCGUGUUUGAGAUGGACCCUGAUACUCCUGUACAGUCUGUGUUAGUCCCCACAGCUGAGACGGUCAGACUGCAAUAUUUCACGCGCGUGUUAUUGGAGACGUCUCAGCCUCUCAUGCUGAUUGGUGGAGCAGGCAGCGGGAAAUCUGCUCUGGUCAGGAACCUUCUGGAAACACUGCCUGAGAACUUCAUGACCGCUAAAGUUCCCCUUCACUUUUAUAUCACUGCGUCCGUUCUGCAAAAGGCGAUGGAGAAAGCUCUGGAGAGAAAAGCCGGCAGGAGUUACGCACCCCCGAGAAACAAGAGACUCAUCUAUUUCAUCGAUGACAUGAACAUGGCGGCGGUGGACGGUUACGGGACCUCUCAGCCACACGCUCUCAUUCGCCAGCAUCUGGAUUACAAGCACUGGUAUGACAGUCAAAAGCUAACAAUGAAAGACAUACACAACACUCAUUAUGUGUCUUGCAUGAAUCCAACGUCGGGGAGUUUUACAAUUAACCCCAGACUGCAGAGGCAUUUCACGGUGUUAGCGGUCGGCACACCCAGCUGUGAAACCCUCAGCUCCAUCUUUGGCUCUAUCCUGAGCCUCCACCUGCGGAGGAUGCCGUUCAGCCCGGCCGUGGUCAGGAGUGGUCCAGCUGUGGUCAAAGCGGCUGUAACCCUCCAUGACAGGGUGCUCCGGCACUUCCUCCCCACCUCUGUGAAGUUUCACUAUCUCUUCAACCUGUGGGAUCUCUCUCAGCUGUUCCAGGGUCUCCUGUUCUCCAGGCCAGAGUGUGUUAGCCGGGGCGCAGAUCUGAUUCGACUCUGGAUCCAUGAAUCCAGAAGAGUUUAUUCAGAUCGCUUUUCUGAGGCAUCUGACCUUCAGCUGUUUCACAGGCUGCAGGCGGACAUCACGCGACAGGCCUCUGAGGAAAUAGAGGAAGAGGCAGUGUUGCAGGAGCCGCUUAUAUACCUGCACAGCAGUAUGGGCUCCUCAGAACCUUCUUACAAGCCCGUAGCUGGAUGGGAGCAGCUCAGCUGUAUCCUCAAGGAGGCUUUGGACAGCUACAACGAGCUCCACUCUGCCAUGAACCUGGUGCUGUUCCAGGAAGCCAUGCAGCACGUGUGUCGGAUCAGCCGCAUCCUGGCAUGUCCUAGAGGCCAUGCCCUGCUCGUAGGCGUGGGGGGCAGUGGCAAACAAAGCCUGACCCGCCUCGCCGCCCACUUCUCCAACAUGGAUGUGUUCCAGCCCACCCUCAGCAAGGACUACAGCAUACAGGACCUAAAGGUGAAUAUAGCCGGGCUGUACUUGAAGACAGGGGUGAGAAACAUCCCCACAAUCCUGCUCCUCACAGACGCUCAGAUCCCAGAGGACCGUUUCCUCGUCAUCAUCAGCACCCUGAUCUCAUCAGGUGAUAUCCCUGAUCUGUUGAGUGAAGAGGAGGUGGACGGUGUUAGAAAAGCUGUGAGGAGCGAGGUGCGGGAACUGGGUCUGCUGGACAACAAUGACAACUGCUGGAGCUUUUUUAUGAAUCGAGUGCGACAACAGCUGAAGGUCGUGCUCUGCAUGUCUCCAGUAGGUAAUAGCUUGCGUCUACGUGCCCGGCGUUUCCCGGCUCUGUUGAACUGCACCACUCUGGACUGGUUCCAGGAAUGGCCCCCGGAGGCCCUUCAGUCUGUCAGCUUGAAGUUCCUGCAGGACAUCCCAAGUAUUCAGCCGGCCGUUAGGGAAUCCAUCAGUCUUUUCAUGGCCCACGCUCACGAGAGCGUCAAGCGGGUUAGCGAGCGUUACUGCCGCAAUGAGAGGAGGCACAACUACAGCACGCCCAAGAGCUUCCUGGAGCAGCUGAGGCUUUACGAGAGUCUGCUGGGAAAGAGAGAGAGGGAGCUGCAUCUGAGACACGGCAGGCUUCAGUGUGGCCUUCAGAAACUCAAGACCACAGCCUCUCAGGUUGAGGAUCUGACAGUCAAGCUGAACUCACAGGAAGUGGAGCUGACUCUGAAGAACCAGGCAGCUGAGGCUCUCAUGGCCAGGAUUGGUCUGCAGACUGAAAGAUUGUGCCAGAAGAGGAAGGAUGCUGACCUAGAGGAGCAAAAGGUGGCUGCCAUACAAGCAGAGGUGUCACGAAGACUGAGAGAAUGUGAACAUGAUCUGGCUAAAGCUGAACCUGCUUUAGAAGCGGCUACAGCUGCUCUUCAAACUCUCAACAAGGUAAACCUGACAGAGUUAAAGACGUUCCCGAAUCCCCCCGAGGCUGUGAUUAACGUCACCGCGGCUGUGAUGGUGCUGCUGGCUCCACGUGGAAGAAUUCCUAGAGACCGCGGGUGGAAGGCCGCCAGAGUCUUCAUGGGCAAGGUGGAUGAGUUUCUGCAGACCCUGCUUACUUAUGAUAAAGAGCACAUCCCUGAGUCCAGUCUGAGUGUGGUGAAGCAGGAAUACCUGAGAAACCCAGAGUUCCAUCCCGAUCACAUCCAGACCAAGUCCUACGCCGCCGCUGGCCUCUGUGCAUGGGCCAUUAACAUUGUGCGCUACUAUGAGGUUUAUUGUGAGGUCGCACCGAAGCGUUUGGCUCUGGCACAAGCCAAUACUGAACUGGAAACUGCUACAGCAAAACUACUCAGCGUCAGAAAGAAACUGGAAGAUCUGGACAGGCACCUGCAAAGCCUAACAGCUCAGUUUGAGAGGGCGGCGGCUGAGAAACUGCGCUGCCAGGAGGAAGUGACACGCACCAGCCAGACCAUUGAGCUGGCCAAUCGGUUGGUGGGAGGCCUGCAGGCAGAAAAUGUCCGUUGGUCGCAGGGUCAGCUGGAGCUGGAGUCUCAGCUGAAGACCGUGUGCGGGGACGUGCUUGUGGCUGCUGCUUUCGUCUCUUACGCCGGAUGCUUCACGCAGCCGUACCGUCACCAACUCUUUCACGACAUCCUCUUUCCUUUCCUCCGAGAACUCAGAACCCCUAUCCCGCUGACAGACGGUCUGGACCCUGUACUUACGCUGACUGACCAGGCCACCGUGGCAGGCUGGCAGAACCAGGGCCUGCCAGCUGAUCGGCUGUCCGUUGAAAAUGCAGCCAUCCUGACGGAGAGCCAGCGCUGGCCUCUGAUGGUGGAUCCUCAGCAGCAGGCCAGCACGUGGAUCCGAAAUCUGUACGGGCCCAACCUGAGGGUGCUGCAGUAUGGCCAGAAAGGGUUCCUGGAUGUUAUUGAGCAGGCUUUGGCUGCUGGUGAGGUGGUCCUGAUCGAAAACGUGAACGAGACAGUGGACCCUCUUCUGGAACCAUUGCUAGGAAGGCAGACCUUAAAGAAAGGAAGGCAAGUUUAAUGGCACUGAUGAAGGCACCGAUUCUCUCAUUGAGUGCAUUGCGGUAAAAAUUACUCCAAAAAAUGUUGUACGGCAGCAGAUUUUAGCAUGUUUUAGCUCCAUUCUUUGCUCUGUGCAGUAUGAAAACUAGAAUGGAAGAUGAAUUAGGGUUGUGUGAUUUGAAUAGAGGUGAAGGCAGCGGUAUUGAUUCUGCACUCACAGAAGCUGAUAAAUGUGCAUUUGUUUGCUCUUUUUCUUUGUGUGUGCUGAAUACGGAUCAGUUUUGGGCAGCCAGUGUUGUGUUUUAACCCUGAGACAAAAAUAUAUACAUCCCCCAAACAUAUAAAUGUAAUUAAAAAUGAUUAUAAUUAUGAUUAUAAAAUUAUAUUAUUUUAAUUAAAAAUUCUAUU
Molecule: messenger RNA, 7268 nt
Organism: Puntigrus tetrazona (Sumatra barb)
Lineage: Eukaryota; Metazoa; Chordata; Actinopteri; Cypriniformes; Cyprinidae
Product: dynein axonemal heavy chain 11
Exons: 46
Coding region: 1-6879 (2292 amino acids)
Biological process (GO): microtubule-based movement
Cellular component (GO): dynein complex
Molecular function (GO): minus-end-directed microtubule motor activity; dynein intermediate chain binding; ATP binding
Source: RefSeq, a predicted model, not a curated record